Paraglomus brasilianum is the source of this 1872-nucleotide messenger RNA. The record is from the annotation of a GenBank genome assembly. Lineage: Eukaryota; Fungi; Glomeromycota; Glomeromycetes; Paraglomerales; Paraglomeraceae.
AUGUCUAGCAGAUCGGCAAAAACCCGUCGACCGCAUGAUGUGCGAAAGAAAAAGGGGAAGAGGAAGGGGAAGGGAAAGGUACAUUCUGGAAACAUAUUCGAGAAAUACGAGAAUCUAACUCGGCAAGUAACAAAACUCGAAAAGCAGUUAGCUGAACUAAAUUUAGAACGAGCGCUCACUGGAGGAGCUCUGUCAUGCAACACUACAAAUAAUCAUACGCAAAUACAUGGCGUCUUCACUGGAGAAUCCAACUUGGUACCAAGAAGGAAAAAAAAACAGAAACGUAAUAACAACACUGUUCCCAUUACUCAAACCGAAUAUUAUAAGAGACAUGUUGACGAAUCAUCAAGCCUGCCGCCAGCUUUAUAUGAAAACUCUUCGUGUUCCUCUGAAGGUUAUGAAAGUGAAGUAUUGUCGCAAGCCUUUGAAUGGGUCGAUGAAGAUGCACUGCCUCCGGGUUUGAAGGUAGAGACUCCAGUAAAGCAAAAGUUAACUAAUGCAGCUCCAGGGCCUUCUCGUGACUGGGGCGGUACCCUGGCACACAAGCCUGUUAAACACGAGGAAGACGAGCUUUAUAAUGGGAGGAGUUUGUUGAACGUGUAUGAAAAUGGUGAUUCUCGGGGUCGGGGUCGUACGCAGACCAGUAUUACUCAGAACAAUUCGAACCUAUCGUUGAAUACAAAUGAUGAGGAGCAGAAAAAAAUUUCCCGGAUGACAAUGAAUAGUAGAGGUCAAGUGGGGGUGAAAGGGAAAGAAACGGAGUAUAAACGUGGUCGUAGAAUGUAUCCCGAAAUUAUCAGUGAGGACGAGCUCCAAUCAGAUGAGAUGGAAUCUUUACAAGAUUAUUUUCAGAACGUGUCGGUCAGUGAUCCGGAUUACAUUAGAUCUUUGGAAAAUAAAGAAGUUGCCGAGAAGGAUGAUUCUGAAGAUAGCAACGAUGAUGACUCGUCGAGCAUAGAUGGAAUCGAUUUCGAAGAAUUACAGGCGAUGGGUAGUGAAUCGCAUAAUCAAAUAGUUGCCGAAAAUGCCAUCGGUUUUCGGACGGUUUCAUCAACUGUCAUUGAAGACCCAGAAAACGAAUGGAACUACUAUGGUUAUAAUACGAUAGAAGAAAUUUAUGAUGACGGUAAUACGGUUUUUCAUCAAAGCUCGAUGAAAACUAAUGGAGCUCAUUCCAGUGUCAGUCCCUAUAACGAUACACUUUCUGGACGCGGAGGUUUUAAAGCACGUCUUGAAAGAGCCAACCUCAGAUCGGCUAACAUACCUGCGAUGACAAAUUACGAGAAUUACAUUGGUGCUUCCAAAGCCAAACAAAAACGUCGGGCCGAGAAGAAUGCUGCUCUGGCUGAUUCUGUGUAUCCACCGAUAAACAUUUGUACGAUUGAACGGCUGAUUCGAGAGUUUGUAAUGGAUCCCAGCAUUAAGACAUUGGUGCUUCAACAAAUGCUUAACACGCCGCGCCGCCAUGCGCAUAUAAUAGCAAGACAUUAUCGUCUCGAAACAGAUUUUAACAAUAGAGAGCAUUUUUGUUCCUUGACGAUUUAUAAGACACAGCUUACAGGAAUGCCAAGGCGUAUGGAAUCAAUACGCAAAUAUGUGGCAUUUGCAAAGAGAGAUUUGAAACGAAAUCGUCGACCAGCCAAAGUGGGAAACACUGAAUUAUUGAAUAAAGUCAAACCACCGGCCGGGAGCAUUGUUGGAGCGUUAGCACCUCCGAUAUCUGCCACGAAUAUUGGUCAUCAGAUGCUUUCUAAGUUGGGUUGGAGCGAGGGCCAGACACUUGGUCGUUCGGGAGGGAUAGCUGAACCCGUAGAGGCUAGGGUAAAAGUCGGACGAAAGGGCCUUGGUACAAACGACACGCGGAAGAUUUAG